This is a messenger RNA of Thalassophryne amazonica, 1092 nucleotides long. RefSeq names its product vam6/Vps39-like protein. Gene Ontology annotation, biological process: autophagy; endosomal vesicle fusion; vesicle-mediated transport. Gene Ontology annotation, cellular component: cytoplasm; membrane. The record is from RefSeq and is a predicted model, not a curated record. The coding region runs from base 358 to 1092 and encodes 244 amino acids. The transcript is spliced from 8 exons. NCBI's taxonomy places the organism in Eukaryota, Metazoa, Chordata, Actinopteri, Batrachoidiformes, Batrachoididae. Gene Ontology annotation, molecular function: protein binding.
UCCCUGUGCUUGCGGAAGUAGCAUGAAGCUAAAGGAUCUCGGAAACGACGCCCUUGUCUUCUGGCUAAUUUAAUUAAGACUAACUUAUAAGCGUAGUAGGAAGUGUUUUCGUGUGUGUGUUUUAUUUGGUAUAGUGGGAGAAGGAACAACAUGUAAGACUAAUAUCGGUUACUUGCUUAGCUGUGCUGGCUAGCUUGCGACCAGUGUUGUUUUGGUCGAAAAGGCUGGAAACACUGGUACAGAAAACACUGGUCUGCUGUGAUACUUCAUGGAGACACAAAAAGCUGUUUUUCCAUGACAGAUUCAUAAGCGCAUUGUUCCAACUGUAAGGUUUUUGCCCGAUUCAGCAACUUCACGAUGCAUGACGCGUAUGAACCAGUGCCUAUUUUGGAAAAACUUCCUCUCCAGAUUGACUGUCUUGCAGCCUGGGAGGACUGGCUUCUUGUAGGAACAAAGCCUGGGCAUCUUCUCCUCUAUAGAAUAAAGAAAGAUUCAGGAACUAAUAGGUUUGAAGUGACACUGGAAAAAUCGAACAAGAACUUCUCAAAGAAGAUUCAGCAGCUGUAUGUUGUUUCACAGUAUAAAAUUCUCAUCAGCCUUUUGGAAAACAACAUCCAUGUCCAUGACCUCUUGACCUUCCAGCAGAUCACCGUUGUGUCCAAAGCCAGAGGAGCCACGCUUUUUGUGUGCGACCUGCAGCAAGCUAGCACCGGAGAGGAAAGAUUAAGAAUGUGUGUUGCAGUCAGAAAGAAACUACAGCUGUAUUACUGGAGGGAUAGAGAGUUCCAUGAACUGCAGGGGGACAUUGGUGCACCAGAUAUUCCAAAGGCUAUGGCUUGGUGUGAAAAUUCCAUUUGUGUUGGGUUCAAACGAGAUUAUUACCUUAUUCGGAUGGAUGGUCGUGGCUCCAUCAAGGAGCUCUUUCCUACUGGGAAACAGCUGGAGCCUCUGGUUUCCCCACUGGCAGACGGGAAGGUGGCUGUUGGUCAAGAUGACCUAACGGUGGUACUCAAUGAAGAGGGUGUUUGCACCCAGAAGUGUGCUCUAAACUGGACAGACAUCCCUAUAGCCAUGGGUAAGAAAGCAACAUAA